UAAAAAACCACAAAACCAACCAUACCCCCCUUUUUUGUGCUCGGUUGUUUCGAUUGGAUAAACCAUUGGAUCGGUUAGCAAGUGAAUUCUGUGAAUGUUUGUGCUGGUGUUGAGGUCAGUGAGUCAGUGAGUUUUGCAUAUUGACCACCAUCGGGCAGGCAUCGUAAGGCUCAGUUACCCCUUCACUUUCGCUCAUAUUAGCGCACUUUGAGCCGUUGAAGGUGUAAAUGGAGCUGCUGUACGGCGAAUAGGAACGAAACUGGCGCUCGACGAACGCGUAGGACCCACAACCCGAGGGGAAGACCGAGUUUUCGGCAGAAUUAUGGAGGCUGCUUAUUGCUUCUGACAGCGCUUUUCCGCUUCUCGGUCCUCGGUCCAAUCGUGUGCUGGACCAGCAGCAGCAGCGGACCACAGCCGGCCACCACCCGGCGUGAAGUAAAUCAAAAUUUAUCCAAUCGUGAAAUUUACUCCCCUUCAUUGUGCUCUCUGGCGUGGUGUGUAUAUGUGUAUGUGUGCGUUUGAAGUCGAUGUAAUGGAACCGUGACCAACCGUUACCGGUGAGUGUUGAAAAAAGGGGUAGUUUCUCUCUUUUCCUCGUCCCCAAAUGCCGAUCCAACGCCAAACCCGCGCAAGUUAACUGUUCCGCAACUGGCCGCUCCGGUCCGUGGAGUGCCGUGUGACAGCGCUUCGUUAGCGCCAACGAUGCGGUUCGCCUGAAUUCGAAUUGGUUCGCUGGAGCGUGCAUUUUUGGUCCCAUAUUCGAGCGUGGCGACAAGUGAAACGUGCCGCGAAACGAGUGUCCCAACGUGUGCGCUGAACAGGGAAUAAAAACCAAAAACCGGAAAAGAGAGAAAAAAGGGCGAGAAAUUAAACGGUUGCUGUAAUCGCGGCGCGGAUCAAUCGAGCGGACGAGAAAAGUGAUUUCCCCUUUGGACGGCCCUCGGUUGCCUCCCGGUUCUAGCUGGCCUCUAAAAAAAAAAAGACACAUGCCAACCGCGCCGGGUACUGUCCAGUGUGUCCCGCCUUCAGGCCAACGGUGUCGUCCAUCAUGUUGACACUCAGCGCCCGGAAAAGUGGGACUCUCAUGUGGAGCACAGCAUAUCUGAACGCGCAGCAGGAAAAACGGUGAAAAACCUCUCGAGCCCCCGGAGCUGGACAAGGGCGAGCUGGCUGAGAACGUUGCAUAACUUCACAAAUAAAUAAUAAUCCAUAAAUCAUUGCUACCAUCGCGGUGCAGAGUGGAGAGAGAGAGAGAGAGAGACAGAUAGCGGAAGGGCCGUGGGUACUGCGCAAAACCUGGCAAAUGGCUGACCCGAAAUACCAUCCAACCGACCGGACCGUCUAGUGACUGCAAAUGCACUUGUAAGAGGAAUUGAAGUUGUUUCGCUAGUCGAGUUGAGUUGUUGAGCUGCCACUUGGAGCUUGAGGACCGUCUGUUGUGGUACGCUCAGCGGUGACGAACGCGAACAUCAUUAGAUGAUCAAAAACAGUGAUUUAGUCUUAAGAAGAAGAAGAAGAAGAAGAAGAACGGCUCGUGGCUACGUGGUGGCCAGGCAUUGCAAUGCAAGCUGCAAACUUACGCCAGUUCCGUGCUCCGAAACUUUACGAAACUCCGACACACUAAUGAACUGUCAUGAGUGAUGGAGGUUUAGGUAAGCCGCAGCACCUUGCAAUCAUCCGACAAAUAUGGACGGCGAGAACCGAAUCAUCCUCAACGUGGGAGGCAUCAGGUAUGAGACGUACAAGGCGACGCUAAAGAAGAUCCCGGCCACGCGGCUCUCGAGGCUAACCGAGGCGCUGGCCAACUACGAUCCGGUGCUCAACGAGUACUUCUUCGAUCGGCACCCGGGGGUGUUUGCCCAAGUGCUCAACUAUUAUCGGACGGGAAAGCUCCACUAUCCGACCGACGUGUGCGGACCGUUGUUCGAGGAGGAGCUCGAGUUCUGGGGCCUCGAUUCGAACCAGGUCGAGCCGUGCUGCUGGUCGACGUACAGUGUGCACCGGGAUACGCAGAGUACGCUGGCGAUACUGGACAAGCUGGAGCUAGACGAUGAGCAGCCAUCGGAGGAAGCGAUAGCGCGACUGUUCGGCUUCGAGGAAGCGCUCCUGAACGGCGAGCUCACCUGUUGGCAGCGCACCAAACCAAAGAUCUGGGCCCUGUUUGACGAACCAUCGAGCUCCGCCGGUGCCAAGAUUGUAGCCGGUAUCUCGGUGUUCUUCAUUUGCAUUUCUGUGAUAUCCUUCUGCCUAAAGACGCAUCCGGGGCUGCGGGUAGAAAUACCGGCCAUUCUCAACGUCACGUCCAACGGCACGCUGCCGGCCCUUCUACCGAACGUGGACCCCGGCUCACUGGAUGCACUGCUGCUCGACGGUAGCACCACCACGAUGGACAGCCUAUUCGACGAUGAACGGUUUCUCGGUGGCACGAUACCGAAGCCAUCGUCUACCGUGACCACUCCAGACUCCAGUCGAACGAUGACCAGCGCUGGCACCAGCACCACUCCACCGUCAACCCCGAAACCGACGAGGUCCUCGAGACCGGAAAUGACCACCCAGCGUACGGGGCGCAUCGUCUCGAGCGCCUACCGGAUCAACUCGGGCAAGGGAGCCAGCAUCGUGGAAAACUGGCAGGAAACGUACGGGCAACCGCACGAGGCGUUCUUCUACGUUGAGCUCGUCUGCAACGUGUGGUUCAUCAUCGAGCUGACCGUUCGACUGGUGGUGUCCCCGAAUAUCGUGGAAUUUAUCAGAUCUCCCGUCAACAUCAUCGAUCUGGCGGCAACACUCAGCUUCUACACCGACGUCUGCCAGCGGAUGGGCGAACAGACCGGCCUGCUGGAGGCCUUUUCGAUCGUGCGUAUCCUGCGGUUGUUCAAGCUGACACGCCACUCGCCCGGGCUGCGCAUCCUGAUACACACCUUCAAGGCGUCGGCACGCGAACUCACGCUGCUCGUGUUCUUCCUCGUCCUCGGUAUCGUUGUCUUUGCCAGUCUGGUGUACUAUGCCGAAAAGUUGCAGGACAAUCCAGAUAACCAGUUCAAGAGCAUACCGUUGGGGUUGUGGUGGGCGAUUGUCACCAUGACCACGGUCGGGUACGGUGAUAUGGCACCGAAAACGUACGUCGGCAUGUUCGUCGGGGCACUGUGUGCACUGGCGGGAGUGCUGACGAUCGCUCUUCCGGUUCCGGUUAUUGUUAGCAACUUUUCCAUGUUCUAUUCGCACACACAGGCUCGCUCGAAGCUGCCGAAAAAACGUCGCCGAGUGCUGCCGGUGGAGCAACCGCGACGGAAACGGGACGUUGGGGUGGCCAAUCGGCGCGUGAACGCGAUGAAACACCAACAUCCAGGACAACCGGGCGCUGGAGGGGGCGGAGGCUGUGGGCCAACCCAUCCCGCCAUCUUCAAGGAUGCUUUCGGUGGAGCGAAAAUCGGUCACGUGAAUGGCGUCAAUGUGAUAGGGCUCACGCUGCAGGGACCGUCCGUACCCGGGCUCGCCGUCCUCAAGCCUCCCGCCGUCCUGCAGCCAGGUGAUUUCAUCAACGUACCCCAGCUGAGCUCGUUGCAACCGCGCCAACCAACGACCGGAAAUGUAGAUUUAUUGCUGCCAUUACAGCCGAAAUUGCUCGUUCCGCUGGUGGAACGACGAGAGUCCAAACCGGAAGAGAUGGUCCCGGUACCGGAGCCGAAGGUGACGCUGCACUCGCACGGAUCCUGUUCCGCUUCCGGUAGCAACACACCCGGCGGAGACGAAUCUUGAGCCGGCGUGCUUCGGACGUUCCGCUGCGAUGGCUACCGGUGGCUACCACGGUGCAGGCUGGUGUACGGUGAGGGAACACUUUGGCAAUUACUACUCUGGUGGUGCGCUAGACGCGACUGUUGCCUGUCACCGAUACGUGGCAUGUGUCCUGAUGAAAUGCACGCAAUGAUGCUUUCGAUGAUUUAGGGAAGAAAAUAAAAUGAAAUGUGUUAAUAAACGAUCGCCCAUUCGGUAGUAAAUGUGAACAAAUGGAUAUUAAAAAAGGGAACCGAUUUCAUAGUUUAUGGAACCACCAGACAAGUAAGUGGUAAAGAAAAUCCCAGUAAAAUAAAGCAUAAUAGGAAACGAACUAAACGAAGAAACUGUUGUUUUUAAGAAUAACAUCAAAGCCAAAAACUAAGGUAACCACCAAAUGAAAGGAUGGAAUGAAUUGUCUUUGAACGGUCUAAACGGACAGCAAAGCAGGAAAGUGAAUGGCCUACGAGUGACUCGUGCUUGCUGGUACGACGAACCGCUUAAUGAAAGGAUUAGAUUUAAUUAGUUUAGCUAGAGAGAGAGCGCACAAGAAACACAGUUGUUCGAAUGUAAGAAACCAAAAGUGAAGGGCUCAAUUUUGAUACAUCAACAGUACAUCCCCGGAGAGAGAGCGCAACACGAUUUAGCGAUUCCAACAAAAAUCAAAACCAAAUAUUCCCUUUGGAAACGUUGAAGCGCACUAGACGGGGUGUACUAACGGCCCGGUAAUCAAGAUAAAAAUGUAUCGUUGUGAGUGCCAACAACACUCGCAUCAAGCUAACCUGUUGUAUGCAGUACGAAUACGUGUAUGUUAAUGUUGCCAAAUAGGUGGUCCGAGUUGCCGAAAUGGAAUCAGCAUGAGAUGCUGUAGCCCUUAAACUAAAUCCUCUCAAAAGCCAAAUCUCUUAUUGUGUCACAAAAAAACUGAAGCAAAAGAUGGAAGCAUAAAGCACCAAACUGAGGUGUACCCUCCCUCCCUCUCUCUAUCGAACAUCUCGAAGAGUUUCAUUCGAAGACACAGGAAAAUCGAAAGAAGUAAUAAAGCUUUAAGCCAUGCGGUGCGUACCGAGGAGCGAAUGCUUCAUUAAAAAGGCAUUGUAAGAAGUGUGCGCGGAAUGGAAACUUAAAAUCAAUUUCAAGAACCGGUUUCAAAUCGAGCGAUGGAAAUGCAAGAACAUCUGGUGGUCAACUGCACCAGCAGGCAGGUGAGACAACGUACUCCCCUUAAUUGUUUACCAAGUAGAAGAGCCGAUCCAGGAAUUUACCAUCCAGUUCAGUGCGCUUCGUUCCAGGGCAUGGCAAUCGGUUGCCACGAUAAGGAAACGAAGCGUCACAGUCACACUUGUUAGGGGUAGGCAGAAGUUCAGGCAGAAAAUCGAAUCGAAAUAAAUGGAUACAUUUUUAAACGAA
Molecule: messenger RNA, 5181 nt
Organism: Anopheles aquasalis
Lineage: Eukaryota; Metazoa; Arthropoda; Insecta; Diptera; Culicidae
Product: potassium voltage-gated channel protein Shaw-like
Biological process (GO): potassium ion transmembrane transport; action potential; protein homooligomerization
Cellular component (GO): neuronal cell body membrane; voltage-gated potassium channel complex; postsynaptic membrane
Molecular function (GO): delayed rectifier potassium channel activity; protein binding
Source: RefSeq, a predicted model, not a curated record